This is a messenger RNA of Prorocentrum cordatum, 2700 nucleotides long. Lineage: Eukaryota; Dinophyceae; Prorocentrales; Prorocentraceae. The record is from the annotation of a GenBank genome assembly.
GCCAUGAGUGCAGAGCGCCUAGCGGCGCAGCAGCUCAGCGAGGCGGGGGCCCAGCUGGCACCCACGCUAACGGCGCAGCACCUGCCAGCCAACGCGUCCAAGACCCACUUCUUGGCCAGCACCCCCUGCCGCGGCGCGAGGGCUGAAGGACAGGCGGCAGCGCCGUGGCUGGCGCAGGUGGCAGGUGUUCGUGUCGACGCUGUCUUCAAAGCUGGGCCGCCCUCCGGCUUCCUCUGGGGGAGGGCCGUCGUCGGCAUCCCAGACGGCGACCUGCGCUGCAUGCGCAUCGCAGCGCGCAGGAGCGCAGAGCGACUGCCCAACGGGGCGUCUUUGCGGCUGGGGCUGCGCGCGGCCGAAGCGCUGCGCGGCAGGGACCUCGGCCCCGAGGUUCUGGCGGUGGGCAAGGCCGCGUCGAUGGCGCCGGCGGCCCCGCAGAGCGGCGCCGUCUCGCAGUCCGCAUUCGUUGCGGAGGUGAACCGAGCUACCAUCGGCCAGCGUGCGGCGACGGCCCCGUGGGCGCAAUGCAGAGCGCCCAUCGACGCACUCAUCCUCGCGCUCGGCCGCAUCGGCUGGGGCGCGGGGCCGACCUCGGAGACGCGGGAGCUGGGCCGCCAUGCCAGUGGGCGACAUGGCCGCCCGCUCUUCUGGGGCGCCAUCGGGGAGUUGAUCGGGCCUUGCGGCCCACUGGGCCGCAGCGAGAAGGCGGCCUUCGCGUCCGUCUUCGCGAGCGCCCACUGGCCGCAGCAGCGCCUCGUGGUGGCCAAGGAGCGCGACCGCGGGAGCUGCCUCCUCUGCAGCGCGGUCAUUGGCACGCUCUUCCACCGCUUGUUCGGGUGCCCUGCGCUGGAGGUCAGCGAGAACGGCAUCUUGGAGGCCACCUGUCAUGGCACCGCGCGGGCCGACCUGUGCCCGCAGCGGACGGCCACGGGCGCCGAGGACUUCGCGUGCUGGGUGCUGACCGAGGUCGCUGGGCUAGGGCGCCGCGUCCUGCGCGUGGACUGUGCCUCCACGGUAUCUUGCCUUAGGUCCUUCGCAGUCUUCGGGCCUGAGGACUACGAGGUCCGCAAGGUGCAGCCCCGCCUGACAUGGGAGCAGGUGCUGGAGGGCCGCGUCUCGGAGCUGGAUGCGUGGCAACAGGACCUCAUGGUUGAAGCAGAGAGAGGAGCUCGGCGUGCGUCGGACAGGCGGGAGUUGGGCCGCCAUGCCGAGGGCGGGCGUCAUCGCCACCCGAUUUUGUGGGACGCAAUUAGGGAGUUGAUCGGACCCCGCGACUCCAUGGGCCCCAGGGAGAAGGCGGCCUUCGUGUCCGUCCUCGCGAACGCCCACUGGCCGCAGCAGCGCUUCCUGGCGGCCAAGGAGCGCGACCGCGGGAGCUGCCUCCUCUGCGUCGCGAGCAAUGGCACGCUCUCCCACCGCUUGUUCGGGUGCCCUGCGCUGGAGGCCGUCAGGAAAGACAGCUGCUCGGCGCGCCUGAAGCGGCGCGCGCAGCGUGCGAGGCAGCCCGGGGAGGCGGCAGCGAAGGACUCCGCCCGCCAUUGGCUGCCAGCUCCAAUGCUUCGCCCUCCUGGUCCGGGCAGCGACAUGGCGAUCCGCUGUUUCCGCAAACCUGACGAUGGCUUCCUUCGUGGGCGCUCGUUCCUGGGUGGGUCCGCGCUGGGGCCGACGCACGCAGCGACCCGCCGCGCAGGCUGGGCGAUCUGUCAGGUCAGCGAGAACGGCAUAUUGGAGGCCGCUUGCCACGGCACCGCGCGGGCCGACCUAUGCCCGCAGCGGGCGGCCAUUAAUGCCGAGCUCUUCGCGUGCCGGAUGCUGACCGAGGUCGCUGGGCUAGGGCGCCGCGUGCCGCGCGUUGACUGCGCCUUCGCGGUCUCCUGCCUGAGGCGCGGGCUGCAGUGCGCCAUCGGCGCUGGGCGACCUGGCGCCCGCCUCUGGAGCAGGUUUUUCGUUGUCUUCGGGCCUGGGGAUUACGAGGUCCGCAAGGUGCCAGCCCGCCUGGCGUGGGCGCAGGUGCAGGAGGGCCGCGUCUUGGAGCUGAAGUGGCGCGGCAGCAGGGCCUGCCUGAGGGGCAGGAUGGGGAGACGGCCCGUCGCGGCGUUCGACGGCGACCCGAGCAGCCGCCCCGCCGAGGCGGCGGCCACAGGGUCGGCGCCCAAGCGGGAGCGUUCCACGGCAUCCGCGGCGACGGCCCUCGGCCUCGGAGCGGGGCCGCCCAUCGUGCUGGGGCGCUGCCUGCGCUGCGCCUUGGCCGACGGCGCGGGCGAGGGCACCGCUGAGCGCCUGGUCAGCUGCAGUCGCUGCGGUGCCGACGCCGACGUCGACGGAGGGCGCAGAGGCAAGGAGAAGGCCAUCAGGGGCCCUGAUGGCCUUCGCCAGCUGGACAUCGCCAGCGAGCUGCGGGGCGACAUCCUGGCCUGGUUCGGCGCGCUGCCCGAGGAGGCGGCGCCUGCGGCGCCCGUCGGACCCGCUGGCCGCGAGGGCGGCGGGGGAGGGGCAGCCACCUCCUGCGCGUCGUGCUCGUCGCCAGAGGGCGGGCCGCAGGCAGCCGCCGGCCCUGUGCGUGGAGGUCCGCGCGGAGCCGCUCAUGGACGUCCAGCGGCGGCCGUGGCGUCCAGCGGAUCGGCCGCGGCGGCGAUCAGCCGCCCAGAGGCCACGCAGGCGCGCGGCCUGGACGAGGCUGGCAUGGCCGACUGGGCGGGCGAG